AUCCGAAUUGUGUAAAGCGAAUACACAGAAGUACACUCAACUACGAUCACAGCAAAGAGAAAUAAUCAAUCAAGACGAAUACCGACGCCUCAAUGGCGAGACAGCAGUCUACCACAUCCAGGCGCUCGUCCCAAAGCCGGAAUGCUUCCAGAGUCAGGUCAUCGCGGUCAGCGUCACCAAGUUCAAAGGCCGCGGAAAUGGGAACGUUGCCGAAGUUGAAGCUGAAACUCAGGCUCAAUCUCAAUAAUCCAGAAAAGAAGACAAAUCCGUUUCCUACGAUGGUGGACGACCAGAGUACAGGCUACAGCAGUGACCUUCCACAGUACCCUGCUUCGCAGCAGUCAGCGAACACGCGAACUGGACGGACAUUACAUAAACCGCAGCAUGAGGAUGUCAUACAGGGCAGUGACUAUGACCAGUUGAUGGGUCUUAGCUCUCAGGGCUUUGGUGACGACGACAUCAAGUUUCAGCCAGAUUUCUUGAGGUACUCGGGAACCUUCUCAUCAAACAAGCGUCAGAAAAAGCGAAGCGUGGGUCGUCCACGCCGCAAACAACCCUCGUUCACAUCCCACCUGGAUAAGGUCAGCGAGGAAGAAGACUGGCCAUCGUCAUCCACUCUCCCAGCUCAGUCUUCUCUCGAGCAUACCUGCUUCCAACCAAGCCAGGACGUCUACGACAUCUUGAAUAGCCUCAAGGCUACCACCAAAACCCACAUAGAUCUCCCCAGUCUCAGCAACACCAACGACCCGGACGCCAUCCAACCCUACAGCGCCGAGCUUCUCACCCACCUCUACAUAACAUGCUACCACCAAAACCUCUGGAACCUCUGUGACCUGAUCACUGACACCUGGAUCCGCGCCUUCCACUCUCGCCGCAAAAAAGCUUACACAGACCCCGCCUACACCCUCUGGCGCUCCAACAAAGCCCUCGAAAACCGCAAACGCAAAGCCCACCGCGCCCGACUUACCGGUGUACUCAUCCCCUCAGAAUUCGACCCUAACCCCCGAAACCUGGGUCUCGGCCCCACAGACCCCGACCUUGACGCCAACAUAACAGACACGCACAUCGACCUCCUCAACCUCCUCUACCACCACACGCCCCCCACCUGCGGCGCACGCAUGCUGUGGGCCGACGCGCUAGCGCUGGCAGGCGAUCAGACGGAAAAAGAGAUGGAGACGGCGCAGAGGAGGGGGGUGGAGGUGCAUCCGGAUUUAGUGUGGAAUGUUAUGCAGAGUGGAUUGAGGAUGGUGAGGAGGCGGUUGACGAUGAAGUGUGAGGAGGGUACUGAGGGGGCGUGGUGUAGGCGGUAUCAUGAGCAUGGGAGGCAUGGAAAGGAGGGGGAGAGGUGUUAUAGGGAGGUUGCUGCGGAGGAGGAGGAGGAGUAG
Messenger RNA from Bipolaris sorokiniana ND90Pr, 1385 nucleotides. RefSeq lists its product as uncharacterized. The coding region runs from base 93 to 1385 and encodes 430 amino acids. The transcript has 2 exons. Lineage: Eukaryota; Fungi; Ascomycota; Dothideomycetes; Pleosporales; Pleosporaceae. The record is from RefSeq and is a predicted model, not a curated record.